GGUAAAGAAACUCAGUAGAGCGACCUCACCAAGGCGCAAAGGCAUCCGAAGGCCACUUCACCUGUGUGACUUUGACUGUGUGAAGUUGGACAGAGAGGCGGUCCGGAUGCUCGCUGCUCUGCGGUGUGCUGCCCAGCUUAGCUGACAGUCGGUUACAGCUGAAAGAGCAGUUUAAGAAAAAAGGAAAGAGAAAGAAGAAAAAAGCACUUUGACGCUUGUCUUGUGAACUUGCGCGCCCCGCUUAUCCGUUCUGCGCCUGGCCUCGGACGCACCGACUUGUUGCCCCGGCUGAGCUCUGAGGGGGCCACGGCUGCUGCGUUGCGUGUCCGACCUACAAGUCAGCGAGAGGACUUAAAAGGCUGCUGCAAGGAUGAUGUCCUACAUAAAGCAACCCCAUUACACCAUGAACGGGUUAAACGUGCCUGCCCCUGGAAUGGAUGUGCUUCAUACAACCGUCGCUUAUCCACCCACUCCCAGGAAGCAGCGCAGGGAGCGCACCACCUUCACCCGCACACAGCUGGACAUCCUGGAGGCGCUCUUCUCAAAGACCCGCUACCCAGACAUCUUCAUGAGGGAGGAGGUGGCCCUCAAGAUCAACCUGCCUGAGUCACGUGUCCAGGUUUGGUUUAAAAACCGCCGUGCCAAGUGCCGCCAGCAGCAGCAGCAGAGCAGUGGCCAGUCCAAGCCCCGGCCUCCCAAAAAGAAGGCCUCGCCAGCGCAGGAGCCUAGCGCUCCUGAUCCCGUUCCUAACCCAUCUGGCUCAUUCAGCCCCUCCUCAGCCCAUUCUGGCCCCAGCCUGGCCCCGAGCUCCAGCACCGGAAACACUGCUGUGUCCAUUUGGAGCCCAGCCAUCUCACCCCUGCCAGACCCCUUGGCCUCCUCCUCGGCGCCCUGCAUGCAGCGGCCCUCACCUUACCCUAUGAGCUAUGGCCAGCCGUCAGCCUACACCCAGGGCUAUGCUAGCACAACCUCCUACUUCACUGGCCUGGACUGCAGCGCCUAUCUGUCCCCCAUGCAUUCACAGUUGUCAGGCACCGGAGGUGCUCUCAGCCCCAUUGCUGUGCCCUCUAUGGGGGGCUCCUUAAGCCAGUCCCCAGCAUCUCUGUCUUCACAGGGCUACAGCACUGCCUCUUCCCUGGGCUUCACCUCUGUCGACUGCCUGGACUACAAGGACCAGCAGGCCUGGAAGCUGGGCUUCACCACAAUGGAUUGCCUGGAUCACAAGGACCAAAACUCCUGGAAGUUCCAGGUUCUCUAGAAAGGGUGUCAACAUGCCACGUGCAUCAGUGAAUCCCAUGUAAGAUAGGGCAAAGCAGUUCUCCCAGAGGACUUAACAUUGAUUUCUCAGUUUGUCAUUUGUAAGAUUUUCUGUAGGAAAUGCAUUUGAUUUAAAAGGUUUGGAGAUGAACAAAUGAAUGAGUGUCAUCGAUGCUGCCUGACUGCAAAUCAUGUCUGUUUUCUUCUUCGUGUUAUCUUAAAUAAGAGAACAAACGCCUUUAAACAGUUUGAAGGAAAAGACUGGAGAAACAACACAAGCUAUCUCUUUC
Pundamilia nyererei is the source of this 1547-nucleotide messenger RNA. RefSeq names its product cone-rod homeobox (gene crx). Gene Ontology annotation, biological process: multicellular organism development; regulation of transcription by RNA polymerase II. Gene Ontology annotation, molecular function: DNA-binding transcription factor activity, RNA polymerase II-specific; RNA polymerase II cis-regulatory region sequence-specific DNA binding. Lineage: Eukaryota; Metazoa; Chordata; Actinopteri; Cichliformes; Cichlidae. Gene Ontology annotation, cellular component: nucleus. The record is from RefSeq and is a predicted model, not a curated record. Bases 371 to 1258 code for a protein of 295 amino acids. The transcript has 3 exons.